AUGGACACACCACAACCCGCCUCCAACAUCGCGGACCCCCACCCCAAUUCCAGCGCAGCACCCAACGCCAAAAUGCGAUCAGACACCCAGAACACGGACGCUCAAUCGAGCGCCUCGAAAGAUGAGAUGAAGCAGGGCGAUGAACAUCCAGCCAAGCAACCGGAUUUCCAGGCUCAGCCGGAUAGAACGACGGGGAUUGGCGGGAAGGAGGAAGUAAAGGGUGGGAAGGAGGGGUUGGGGGAGCGGACGUAG
Messenger RNA from Exserohilum turcica Et28A, 252 nucleotides. RefSeq lists its product as uncharacterized. Lineage: Eukaryota; Fungi; Ascomycota; Dothideomycetes; Pleosporales; Pleosporaceae. The transcript has a single exon. The record is from RefSeq and is a predicted model, not a curated record. Bases 1 to 252 code for a protein of 83 amino acids.